CUGUCAAACACUGCCGACAUCAUGCUUUUCAGUUUGGCAGACACGUCCGCUUUUUGGCAGGCACAUCCGUUGUUAGAAAGAGAAUAGACAAAAAGGGGCAUAGGAUUCCAUACUUGUAAGUAUAUACGAUGGUAGCAAAGAUGUUGCAACUAAAUGAACUCCGUACAAAAAUAGAAAAUAAAACAAUCUCAAGAUCAGACGCUGUAGACAUAAGUUAUUGGGAAAGUUUACUUUCUCAAUUAAAAGCACAUAUGGCUCGUGCCCGUUUGCGAGAUAAACAUCACGAGAACUUGCGUAAAAAACUGAAUAUUUUAAAAACUAAAGAUGAUGCCGAGCGUUCUGAUGCCACGUCGACAUCUAAUAACGAAAAAGAAUUCAAAAAUGAAUUCAACCUUUUACAGCGAUAUUUUGAUAUGUACGAAGAUGGAAAACACAGUCCAACUUAUGUCCAAAACCUUGAUGAUGAAAAUGCUUUGCCAACUAUUACUGAGGAAGAUAGUUUUAGUGCUAUUGAAAGAUUGCGUGCAAAAGCGACAGAAAGAAGUUCAAAUACGGAACAUUUUACGGAAGAAGAAAGCCAUAUGCGUAACACCAUGCGUAGAAAAAUGGAUAAAGACGAUGCCGAAUUGUCUGUAGAAGUACCUCUGGAGAUAGUUCAAAUAGCAGCUGACAAAUACAGACCUGGCAAACCUCGGUAUUUAAAUCGCGUGCAUACCGGUUUCGAAUGGAAUAAAUAUGAUCAAACUUAUUACGACAUGGAUAACCCUCCACCCAAAAUAGUUCAAGGAUACAAAUUUAAUAUUUUUUAUCCGGACCUUAUCGGUAAAAACACUACACGGCAACAUUUUUUGGUAAGCACACAGACGCCUUCUGGUAUUUAUUUAUUUGUUUAUUUAAUGUCUAAAGUUAUAUAUGGUACAGACAUUAUGAAAAAUUACAAGCAAUAU
This is a messenger RNA of Rhagoletis zephyria (snowberry fruit fly), 947 nucleotides long. Its product is annotated as cactin-like. The record is from RefSeq and is a predicted model, not a curated record. Gene Ontology annotation, molecular function: protein binding. Gene Ontology annotation, biological process: mRNA cis splicing, via spliceosome. Lineage: Eukaryota; Metazoa; Arthropoda; Insecta; Diptera; Tephritidae. Gene Ontology annotation, cellular component: cytoplasm; spliceosomal complex.